Salpingoeca rosetta is the source of this 1683-nucleotide messenger RNA. RefSeq names its product T-complex protein 1 subunit alpha. Gene Ontology annotation, cellular component: chaperonin-containing T-complex. The coding region runs from base 1 to 1683 and encodes 560 amino acids. Gene Ontology annotation, molecular function: ATP hydrolysis activity; ATP binding; ATP-dependent protein folding chaperone. Gene Ontology annotation, biological process: protein folding. The record is from RefSeq and is a predicted model, not a curated record. NCBI's taxonomy places the organism in Eukaryota, Choanoflagellata, Craspedida, Salpingoecidae. The transcript is spliced from 13 exons.
AUGUCUCAGGCACAGAAGCAGCUUGCGCUCGGCGGAGAGCGUGUCUCUGGCGCUGAAGUUCGCUCCCAGAACGUGAUGGCGGCCGUUGCCGUUGCAAACGUCGUCAAGAGCUCCCUUGGCCCCGUUGGCCUUGACAAGAUGCUCGUCGACGAUGUCGGCGAUGUCACAGUUACAAACGAUGGUGCCACCAUCCUGCAGCUGCUCGAGGUGGAGCACCCUGCAGGCAAGGUUCUCGUUGAGCUUGCCGAUCUCCAGGACCAGGAGGUUGGUGAUGGCACGACCAGUGUCGUGAUUGUUGCGGCAGAGCUUCUCAAGUCUGCAGAGAAGCUUGUGAAGAACAACGUGCACCCCACGUCCAUCAUCGCUGGUUACCGUCUUGCCUGCAAGGAGGCCGUCAAGUUCAUCCAGGACACCAUGAGCGUGCCCACUGCGGAUCUUGGCCGCGAGGCGCUCAUCAACGCCGCUAAGACCUCCAUGUCCAGCAAGAUCAUCGGCUCCGAGUCGGACUUUUUCGCCUCGCUCGUCGUCGACGCCAUGAACGCCGUCAAGCGCGUCAACUCAAAGGGCAAGGCCAAGUACAACGUGAAGAACGUGAACGUGCUCAAGGCCCACGGCGGCCGCGCAAAGGAGAGCCGCCUGAUUGACGGGUACGCCCUCAACUGCACCAUUGGCUCCCAGGCCAUGCCCAAGCACGUGGCCAACGCCAAGAUUGCCUGCCUGGACAUGAACCUCCACAAGGCCCGCAUGAAGCUCGGCGUGAACGUUGUUGUGUCGGAUCCCGAGAAGCUGGACGCCAUCCGGCAGCGCGAGGCCGACAUCACAAAAGAGAGGAUAGGGAAGAUUCUCGCAACAGGCGCAAACGUCAUCCUCACCUCCCAGGGCAUUGACGACCUGUGCCUCAAGUACUUUGUUGAGGCCGGCGUGAUGGCUGUUCGCCGUGUGGCCAAGGACGACCUGAAGCGCAUUGCCCGCAUGACGGGCGCCACCAUUGUCAUGUCCAUGGCAAACCUCGAGGGCGACGAGACGUACGACGCCUCCAACCUGGGCCAGGCCGAGGCCGUCACCCAGGAGCGCGUCUCCGAUGACGAGCUCAUCAUUGUGCACAAGCCAAAGGCCAAGUCCUCCUCCUCCAUCAUCCUCCGCGGCGCCAACACCUUCAUGCUCGACGAGAUGGAGCGUGCGGUGCACGAUGCACUGUGCGUUGUGAAGCGCGUGCUCGAGUCGAAGACGCUGGUCCCCGGCGGCGGCGCCGUCGAGACUGCCCUCUCCGUCUACCUCGAGAACUUUGCCACCUCCCUUAGCUCGCGGGAGCAGCUUGCCAUUGCUGAGUUUGCGCACGCGAUGCUUGUGAUUCCCAAGACGCUUGCUGUCAACGCGGCCUGCGACGCAACAGAGCUUGUCGCCCGCAUGCGCGCCUUCCACAACGCAUCCCAGAUUGACCAGAGCAAGGAGGCCCACAAGUGGUGCGGGAUUGGGCUUGACCUGACUGGCAACGGGGUGCGCGACAACCUCAAGGCCGGCGUUGUUGAGCCUGCGAUGAGCAAGGUGAAGAGCCUCAAGUUUGCAACAGAGGCUGCCAUCUCCAUCCUCCGCAUCGACGACUACAUCAAGAUGACGCCCAAGCAGGAGGGCGAGGGCGGUAGCUACCACGACGCCGUUGCCAGCGGUGCCAUCCAGGGCUAG